Molecule: messenger RNA, 3239 nt
Organism: Ectocarpus siliculosus
Lineage: Eukaryota; Phaeophyceae; Ectocarpales; Ectocarpaceae
Source: the annotation of a GenBank genome assembly
AUGGCAGCUGCCGACCCCGCGAUCCAGCAGCACGUGGCGGAGGCCCUGGCCGCCCUGAACGCGGUGUACAACGGGAGCGGGCCCAGCCACAAGGAGGCGGACCGAUGGCUGCAGGAGUUCCAACGCAGCCAGGAGGCCUGGAGUGUCGCCGAUGCCAUGCUGAGGAUGGAGUCGGCAGAGCUGAACGUGACGUUUUUCGCGGCGCAGACCAUUCACGCCAAGAUACGGAGCAACUUCCGGGAGCUGCCACAGGAGAGCAUCCCCUCGUUGAGAGAUUCCUUGGUGGAUCACCUGGAGCGAUGGGGGGGAGCCGGCAAGUCGGCAGUGAUCACACGCCUCUGCUUGGCCCUGUCCGGGCUCGCGCUCCAGUUGAAUUGGCCAGACGUGCUCAGGGACCUCACGGGUAGAUUAAUGCGGGCGGGUUCGGUGGAGCAGCAGAAGCAGGCGGCCAGAGUCCUCCUCGAGUUCAUGAAGGAAGCGGGGGCGGGGAGACCCUCCUAUGUGCAUCGGGCGCUGCAUGUGACAUGUCGAUACAUUUGGGUGCGGCUCGGCGAUGAUGUCGUCAGCAGAAGCAGUCGACAACAAUCCUACUUGCGCUCUACUGCUGCAAGUGUGCUCGUUCUGGACGAGUGCCAGGUGUUGCCCGAAGAGGCCGUGAACCACCGCAUCGUCGUCCCCGAGGCCACCCAAGUGGCCUUCCUGCAGCAGCUGUGUGAGUCUUCGGGCUUCUUGCUGACCUCCCUCGAGCAGAUCGCCGCGGGGCCGCUCGGCGCAGAGAUCAUGGUGCAGGAGACGGUGUUCCAGUGCCUGCAGAGCUGGGUGCGGCACGUCAACGUACCCGGGGACGAGGUAGUCCGCAACCCCCUCCUGUCGGCCGCCUUCGACGCCCUGGGAAACCAAGAGCUGUUUGAGACCGCGGUGGACUUGUUGGUGGAGGUUCUGCGAAAGUACAAGGCAAACAACUUCCUGAUCGUGCAGCUCAUGGUGCCCAAGGCCAUGGCGUUAGAGGCUGCGUACAUGAAGUCGUUGGAGGAGGAAGACGCGGACGUGGCCAGGGGGCUGUGUCGACUCUUUACGGAGAUGGGGGAGGCUUAUAUGGACGUCAUCAUGGCGCCGGACGACAGAGGGCAGCUUAAGCUGGUGGAGCUGGUGCUCAUGUGCACGUCACACCCGGAGAGGGAGAUCGCCACGAUACCGCUUUAUUUCUGGUACCUGUUCUGCCGGACGCUGGAGUCCCUGGAGCCGGCCGAUCUCCGCACCGCCCGGUGCACCAUGUUCGGACCGUGCCUGAUGAGGCUAAUCGGGGUACUGGUGGCGCUGAUGCGGUACCCGGAGGACGUCGACGAGCUGGCGUACGAUGAGAUUGACGACCUGAAGAGACACCGGUACGAUGUCGCCGACGUUCUUCGAGACGUGUGCCGCAUCCUGGGGGGGGUUCAGUGCCUGCGCCAGGUGGUCAUCCUUCUGGACCAGGAGCUGGGGACUCUAGGGGCUCUGGCGAGACCAGACGAGCCGGGGGCCUGGCAGGGGGUGGAGGCGUGCCUGUUCGCGACUAGAUCGAUCGGGAGAGACAUACCGACAAGUGAGGAGACGAUAGUGCCGCAGAUCGUGGGGAUGCUGCCGCGACUACCGGGGAAUCAUCACGUGCGAUACACGGCCACGCUCAUCGUGGGGAAGUACUCGGAGUGGUUGAAGCUCCACCCCGAGCACCUGACGGAGAUGUUCGCCUUCCUGAUGGAAGGCUUCGCUUCCCCCGAAGUCAUGCCGGCGGCCGCCACCGCAAUCAAGAAUGUAUGCCACUCCUGUGGGCAGCUGAUGGGGGAGCAGGUGUUGGGUCUGUUGCAGGGUCACCUUAACGAGGCUAAGGCGCGGGAGGAGCACCGCAUUGACAUCAAGGACGAGCUGGAACUAUUACAGGGCCUCUCGUACGUGGUCAGCACCCUAGCGCCAGAUCCCGCGGCGGCGGCGAUCCGAAGACUAGUGGAGCCGAUGGCGACGGGACUGCAGCGGGACGGGGUGGCCGGCGGCGACGCCAAGCUGGCCCAGCAGGAGCUCGACAGGCUCACGGUCGUGGUCAGCCGCGCCAACCCGGUGAUGCAGGCGGGGCGAGAACACCCAGUCGUCAUGGUGGUGCGAGAGCUGUGGCCCGUGCUUGAGGCGGUGUCGGCGAAGCACCAGUCGAGCGGCCAGGUCUUCGAGAAGCUCAGCCGCUUCUUCAAGCACGCCAUGCGCACUUGCAAGGAGCACUUCGAGCCUUUGCUAAGGCCGCUAAUCGCGCACCUGGUGGGCACGUUCAGCGUCGUCCCUCACUCGUCGUGCCUGUACUGCGGGUCCAUCUGCGUGACGGAGUUCGGCAGGAGGGGGCCCGAGUUCACCGCGGUACUGUUCCAGAUGCUCAGCGACUUCGCGCAGGCGGUUUUCCGAUGUCUUCAGACGUUAGAUGACUUUACGGCUAAUCCGGACGUGGUAGAGGAGUUCUUCUACCUGGUGGGCCGAUUCGUCGACUACUGCCCCGACCCGCUCGUUACAAGUCCCCUGCUGUCGUCGUUGGUGCGGUGCGGAAUGGUGGGGCUGCAGCUUCACCACAGAGAGGCUCAGAGGGGGGUGCUCCACUGCCUGGAGGAGGUCGUGGGGCUCGCGAUGGCAGAGGGCCCGACGGGGAAGGCUAACCCGAGGGCUCAGCAGUUCAUGCCGACCGUGGAGCAGGUGCUGCGGGAGCACGGGCCAGGCCUAGUCCAGGAGCUGGUUAAGUGCUGCGUGGGGGAGCAACCGUCGUACUCGGUCGACGGGGACGGGGGCUCCGUGGCGGGAUUGAUGUGGAGAAUUUCGCGGCUGUGUCCCGCCUGGCUGCAGGAGUGGUUGCAGCAGGUUCUCGGGGCACUGCCGGCGAAGGUGGCAGACAACUACCAGAAGCAAGAGCUUAUGGAGAAGUUGUUCGGGGCGCAGGCGGACAAGGGGAGGGAGUCGUUCGACACCGCGGUGGCGAGGUUCACUUCCGUGUGCUUCCAGAACCAGAGGAGCUGGUCCGACCCUUAGUUGUCCGCCCACCCUCCCGCCGGGCUCCCCCCUCGUGGCAAGGCAGUUUAUGUAGAGCGUCGUUGGCUCCUUGCUAUGUCUGUGGUUCGCGGUGGCUCCGGCGGCGCGAAAGGCUCUGGGAAUUGUACCAUGUCGUGAUGUUGCCUGUUUUUGCAGAGUGCGGAUUGUUUGUUUUUUCGUACAUUGUAACGGAACACGCUACU